AUGUUUUGUUUUUUGAGUGUGGAACCUCCACGUGAAGAGGAUCCGGUUCAGCCUCACCCAGUGAAGGAACAGCUACCCGGAAUCCAAUACUGCAUCAACAGCCCUCCACCAUGGCCGGAGGCCUUUAUGUUGGGUUUUCAGCAUUAUGUUCUAACACUUGGUUUCAGUGUUCUGAUUCCUAGUUUGAUUGUUCCCCAAAUGGGCGGCAGCGAUGCUGAGAAGGCCAAGGUGAUUCAGACCCUGCUAUUUGUUUCUGGAUUGAACACACUCUUUCAGUCGUUGUUCGGGACUCGACUGCCGGUGGUGGUCGUUGGUUCAUACGCCUAUCUUGUUCCUACCAUCUCCAUUGUUUUGGCUAAGAGAUAUGCUUCAUUGACAGAUCCUCAAGAUAGAUUCAUUCAAACCAUGCAAGGAAUACAAGGAGCUCUUAUAGUGGCUUCAUGUUUUCAAAUGGUUAUGGGUUUCCUUGGCUUUUGGAGAAAUACUGUGAGAUUUCUCAGCCCUCUCUCUGUGGUUCCCUGUGUAACCUUCACUGGACUUGGUCUCUAUCAUCUUGGCUUUCCCAUGGUGGCAAAAUGUAUAGAAAUUGGCCUUCCAGGACUGAUUAUUGUAGUGUUCAUCUCACAGUAUCUUCCUCAUUUAUUGAAAACAAAGAAGCCAAUAUAUGAUAGAUAUGCAGUGCUGUUCUCAAUUGCUAUCAUUUGGUUAUAUGCACAGCUCCUAACUUCAAGUACUGUUUAUAAUCACAAACCCACAAAUACUCAGAAAAGUUGUCGCACUGAUCGAACUGGACUUUUGAGUACUGCUCCUUGGAUUUACAUUCCCUAUCCAUUUCAAUGGGGAGGCCCCACUUUCAAUGCUGGAGAAUCCUUUGCAAUGAUGGCUGCUUCUGUUGUUUCACUUUUUGAGAGUACUGGAACGUUUUUCGCCACGUCGAGAUAUGGCAGUGCAACUCCGGUGCCUGCGUCUAUCAUCAGCCGUGGUAGUGGUUGGUUGGGAGUAGGAGUUUUGCUCAAUGGCGUGUUUGGCUCUGUUACUGGCACUUGUGCAUCUGUGGAAAAUGCUGGUCUAUUAGCUUUGACAAGAGUUGGUAGCAGAAGGGUGAUCCAAAUAUCAGCUGGCUUCAUGAUUUUCUUCUCUGUUUUCGGGAAAUUUGGUGCACUUUUUGCCUCUAUUCCUCUUCCAAUCAUCGCUGCCUUGUACUGUAUCUUCUUUGGCUAUGUCUCCUCUUCUGGGCUUGGCUUUCUCCAAUUCUGUAACUUAAACAGUUUCAGAACCAAAUUCAUCUUGGGCUGUUCCUUCUUUUUGGGUUUGUCAAUACCACAAUACUUCAGAGAAUAUUAUCGCCAAGAUUUUAAAUCAGAACACAUCUACUCUGGCCAUGGAUGGUUUAAUGAUGUGGUCGUCGUGAUCUUCAUGUCUCACGCAACCGUGGCGUCUGUGGUGGCUCUAAUUCUGGAUUGCACGCUUUUUCGAGAGAACGAUGCUACUCGAAAAGACAGUGGGUUGCAUUGGUGGGAGAAGUUUUGCUUAUACAGUUCGGAUGUAAGGAAUGAUGAAUUCUAUGCUUUGCCAUUCUGUUUGAAUAAGCUAUUUCCUUCUCUUUAAAGCCUUCUUCAGCUGUUUUAGCUCUAGUUUUAUCCUUGUACUGUA
This is a messenger RNA of Cucurbita pepo subsp. pepo (vegetable marrow), 1653 nucleotides long. NCBI's taxonomy places the organism in Eukaryota, Viridiplantae, Streptophyta, Magnoliopsida, Cucurbitales, Cucurbitaceae. The record is from RefSeq and is a predicted model, not a curated record.